UGCCGCCUCUCCUCAACCUUUCUUUAACACUUCAUCCGCACACAGCCACUCCGUCUCUUCAACCUCCUUUCGCCAUCUCUAUCUCUCUCUCUCACACACACACUCUCUCUCUUCUCCAGAAACGUCGAGAAUCCGGCAAGAUGAAGUUCACCACUAUUACCGCUAUCUUCGCCGCCGGCGCAGCGGCCCAGUCUCUGACAGAGGUUCUCAGCAAGCACGAGUCCGUAUCUGCGCUGAACCGCCUUCUGUCGACCCAGCAAUCGCUGGUUUCCAGCCUGGGAAGCGCCAAGAACAUCACCAUCCUGGCGCCCAACAACGAGGCCAUCUCGGCGCUUACUUCGGACCCGGCCAACGCCGCUGCCAUCGCCAAUGACACCGGCCUGGUCCCGGCCAUCCUCAGCUACCAUGUCAUCAACGGCACCUAUCGUGGGGAUGCCUUCACCAAGGAGGCGAAGUUUUUGCCUACCCUGCUCACCAACGCCACCUAUUCCCAGGUUAUGGGUGGACAGAGGGUCGAGGGCAAGGCUUCUGGUCAUACUGUUGAGUUCAAGAGCGGUUUGCAGAAGAUGAGCAAGGUUAUCGAGGCGAACAUUGCUUUCGACGGCGGUGUGAUCCACGUGAUCGACCACGUCUUGACUGUUCCGCCCGCCCCUGCCUCGGCUCUGACCAAGCUCGACCUCAAGUCGCUCGCAGAGUCCCUUACCAAGGCAAACCUGGUCAAGACGGUUGAGGAGCUCAAGGAUGUUACCAUCUUUGCCCCUGCCGACUCUGCUUUUGCCAAGCUCGUCUCCACCUCCUCCACCAUGUCGACCGAGCAGCUCUCCCGCGUCUUAACCUACCACGUGGUGAACGGAACCGUGGCCUACAGCAACGGCCUUAAGGAUGGCCAGAAGGUCAAGACUGUCAAUGGUCAAGAAGUGACUGUCAGCGUGAAGAACGGCGAGGUUAUGGUCGGCAACGCCAAGGUCAUCACUCCCGAUGUGCUCAUCUCCAACGGUGUCGUCCAUGUUAUCGACAACGUCUUGAUGCCCGGUGGUGCUACUGUCAGCCAGGGAAGUGUCAGCUCCAGCGGCGGUACAGCGAGGGCCUCUAGCCCUGCUGCCUCUGAGGGUCACUUUCUCACUAGUCCGGGCUCCGCCAGCUUUGUCGUCCUUAUGGUCGGCGUCGCUAUUAUUACGGGUCUGUAAACGGGAACUGCGCUUGCUUUGUUUUGCAGCUUUUUCGAUUCAUUGUUUGUUUGCUUUUUACUGGCGACGAAGGUCUUCGUGUGUGUGCCUCCUGUGCUUGCUCGUGGGGCUCAUGGGGGCACAACAACAAAAAAACAAACAAGAAAGUGCAUGCGCGAAACAAAAAAAAAACAAAGAACACCAGCAAAAAAGUUGUUUCUUUCUUUUCUCUUUACUGACAGUCACAGUGGUAUUGAUCAUGGCAGUUGUGGGCGAGUUGUUCCACUUAUGACGGAACCGUUGGCGUCUCCUUUUUUCGAUUAAACGAAGAGGAAUCAUAGUUCUUCUUCCAAAGAUUAUGUAUGUAUCCGUGUGACCUACUGACAACCCUACUAAUUCCUAGUUUUUUUUGGUAUUAUUUAAUCACGAGAUAUAUCACAACCCAAAACCCAAAACCCAAAAACCCUAGAGCCCCUGUUGUGCCUUGCGUAAACCCAUUUCAUCUGUUCCUUGCAUGCCCGCCUCUUUGACUUCAUUUGGUCUUUUUCGAUCUUACCAUUUUUUCCCGCAUGCGUGUGUGUGUCUCUCUCUCUCUCGCUCUCUCGCUCUCUCAGGUUCUCGCUUGCUUUUAUACAUUUGACUUUUAUCCUACCACAUCCCCGGAAAGUUAAAAGGAAUUUAAACAAAAAGUCAAUUACUAACAACUUGAGGGGAUAUCAAGCCUCGC
Pyricularia grisea is the source of this 1893-nucleotide messenger RNA. RefSeq lists its product as uncharacterized. NCBI's taxonomy places the organism in Eukaryota, Fungi, Ascomycota, Sordariomycetes, Magnaporthales, Pyriculariaceae. The record is from RefSeq and is a predicted model, not a curated record. The transcript has 3 exons. Gene Ontology annotation, cellular component: fungal-type vacuole membrane. The coding region runs from base 141 to 1187 and encodes 348 amino acids. Gene Ontology annotation, biological process: macroautophagy.